AUGGUCCCGAAGGUAACCGGGGAGCUCGGCUGCUUAGUAGUAAGGCCGAGAGAGGGAGAAACAAGUGAAGAAUGCGAUUGCGAAGAAGCAGAAGAAGAAGAAGAAGAAGACGAUGCUGAUGAUGAUGAUGAAGAGGAGGAAGAGGAGGAGGAGGGCGAAGACGAUGGAGUGGACGAAGAGGCAGUGAGCGAGGUAGAAGAGGCUGACUCCGAAGGAGAGGCAAAGGCAAACGAGCCCGAGGUAGGUGGAGCAUUCGUCCAAUUGGAGUAG
Molecule: messenger RNA, 270 nt
Organism: Protopolystoma xenopodis
Lineage: Eukaryota; Metazoa; Platyhelminthes; Monogenea; Polystomatidea; Polystomatidae
Source: the annotation of a GenBank genome assembly